GCCGGCAUUUGGAAUCUGCGCGAUGUCAGUGCGACAGCAGACGUCGAUGGCAGCGGUUGACUCCCUCUGCCCAGUUGCAUUUGUGUGUGAUCUCUUCGUGUUUUUUUUGCAUACAUACUCCAACAACAAGUGUGUUCUUAAGUUCAAAAAUGCUGCAGCUCACUAUUUUAGUCGCUCUUUUACUAUUUGGCCCCACUGUGCUGGCCAAUCCCAUACCAACUAAUGCAGUCGUAGCAACUGAGUUUAUUAUCCUUCACAACAAUGACAUGCACGCCAGAUUUGAGCAGACAAAUGUGAUAGGUGAAAAGUGUUCCCUGGAGGAUACCAAAAAUGACAAGUGCUUUGGGGGCUUUGCCAGAGUCGCCUACGUAGUUAGCAAACAUCGCGCAGAGGCAAAGAAUGGAGGAACUCCUGUGUUCUUUUUAAAUGCUGGAGAUACUUAUACGGGCACACCAUGGUUUGCGCUCUACAAGCACAAAAUUGCCAGCGUCUUUCUUAACAAAUUGCAGCCAGAUGCUGCGUCACUGGGCAACCACGAGUUCGAUGAGAAAGUCGAGGGUUUAAUACCGUUCCUCAAUGAUGUCAACUUUCCUGUUGUGACCUGCAAUAUGGAUCUUAGCCAGGAGCCCGCUUUAGCCGCCACCAAAAAUCUCGUGAAUUCCACCAUUCUGGAGGCGAAUGGCACCAAGAUUGCUGUGAUUGGUUAUCUCACACCAGAAACCAAAACGCAGUCCAUCAAAAAUAAUGUUAUAUUCAAUGAGGAGGUCGCUGCUAUAAACAUUGAGGCAGCUCGACUGAAGGCGCAAGGCUUUAAGAUUAUCAUUGCGCUGGGGCACUCUGGCUACAAAAAGGAUCAAGAAAUUGCUCAAAAGUGUCCCGAAGUUGACAUUGUUAUUGGGGGCCACACCAAUACGUUCCUAUACAAUGGCGAGAAGCCCAGUGUGGAGAAAAUCGAUGGUCCAUAUCCCACAGUGAUCACACAGAAGAGUGGCAAGCGAGUGCCUGUGGUACAAGCCUUUGCUUACACAAAGUAUAUGGGCAAACUGCACGUUAAGUUCGACAAAGAUGGCAAUCUGUUGGAUUUCAAUGGUUCUCCAAUACUGUUGGAUUCGACUGUACCUCAAGACAAGGAACUGCUAACUUUGUUGGAUGUGUAUCGCAAAAAUGUCACGGAAAUGGAAAAAUCCAUAGUGGGACAUAGUAAGGUUACUUUACAGGGUGAGAAGAUCAUUUGUCGUGCGAUCGAGUGCAAUAUGGGCAACCUUAUUACCGAUGCUAUGAUCUUCAGUCGCGUUAUGGAGGAUCAGGGCGGUGAUUUUUGGACAGAUGCAGCGAUUGCAGUCCACCAAGGUGGCGGCAUACGCAGCUCGAUUGAGAAGAAGCCUGAUGGCAUGAUCACUCAGAGUGAUCUUUUAACAGUGCUGCCCUUCCAGAAUGAUCUGUACAUCAGUCGCAUCAGUGGCAAAACCAUUUGGAAUGCACUCGAACAUUCGGCAUCUGUUCGGUCUAGGGAUUCCGAUGGCGCCUUCCUGCAGGUCUCCGGUCUCCAUGUGGUCUACGAUGCGGAUAUGCCCGAAGGGAAGCGCGUUGUCUCUGUCGAUGUGCGUUGUGCCAUGUGCAAGGUGCCGGUCUAUACCAGACUCAAUGAGACGGAGUAUUACCAGGUAAUAAUGCCACAGUUCAUCUUCGAAGGCGGAGAUAGACACAAAAUGAUUGACGAGGCCAAUCCCGUCACGACGCGCAUGAAAAAGACGGUCGUCGAAGCUGUUAGCGAGUAUCUGAAGACACAUGACUUUGUCUAUCCGGAGGUGGAAGGACGCAUUGUCUUUAGAAAAUCCCAUGAAUAUGCAACCUCUGCUGCUUCUACUGCCUCGAAGAAUGUAAUAAACCACCUGGCAUCGAUGCUGAUCUCAAUGAUUAAAUAAUUAACUUAUGUAGAUGUCUAGACCGUAUCACAAUGUUGAAAGAUCGCGUCCCCAGUACAAGUAAUCGUUACUGUAAGGUAUUUCAUUUAUUCCCAUCUCCUAAUUGUAUGUAUUGCUUAAGCUGUGUUAUGUUUAUAUUUUUAUUGAGAAUCCAUUACAAUUUCCAAUGGAAUACCCAACAAUUGAGUGCGCAUUAAAAAUGUUUAACCUAAAUCAACGUUUGUUCUUAAUUAGCUUCAAAGUCAACUAAGCAAAGUUUUUAUUUUACUAGAGUAUCAUUAAUUU
Molecule: messenger RNA, 2210 nt
Organism: Drosophila nasuta
Lineage: Eukaryota; Metazoa; Arthropoda; Insecta; Diptera; Drosophilidae
Product: protein 5NUC-like
Exons: 7
Coding region: 150-1925 (591 amino acids)
Biological process (GO): AMP catabolic process
Cellular component (GO): plasma membrane
Molecular function (GO): 5'-nucleotidase activity; nucleotide binding; metal ion binding
Source: RefSeq, a predicted model, not a curated record